UCAUUGCAUGAUUUGCAUGAAAGCUUGUAUAAAUAAGCACCCAACAGUCUCUCCUAAACAUCUCAAGAGAUAAAAAGUGAUCUAGAUAAAACAUGGAGUUAAUCAAACUGCUCCCUUUUGUAUUUCUAUUCACAAUAUUUGCUUACCAUGCUAAGCUGGUAUUAGGAGAGAGAUCAAGCUACAUUGUCCACAUGGACAAAUCCUUGAUGCCCAAAGUUUUCCCAACACACAACCAUUGGUAUUCUUUCACCAUCAACUCCCUCAAAGCUUCACUUGAUCAUCAUCACCAUCAGAAGCCACUAAAACUAGUCUACACCUACGACAAUGCAUUCCAUGGAUUCAGCGCCGUGAUGUCCAAAGACGAAGUCGAAGCCCUCAAGAGAACUCCGGGCUUCGUCUCUGCCUACAGCGACAGGAACGUCACAGUCGACACCACUCACACGUUCGAAUUCCUCUCUCUCAAUCCCUCCACAGGUCUAUGGCCGGCUUCCGAAUACGGGAAAGACGUGAUCGUGGGCGUCAUCGACACCGGCGUCUGGCCGGAAAGCCCCAGCUACAGAGACGACGGAAUGUCGGAAGUUCCGGAUAGAUGGAAGGGGACGUGCGAGGCUGGGCAGGAAUUCAACUCCUCCUUGUGUAACAAAAAGCUCAUCGGGGUCAGAUACUUCAACAAGGGCGUCAUCGCCGCGAACCCGAACGUCACCAUCAGCAUGAACUCCGGAAGAGACACGGAAGGGCACGGCACGCACACCUCGUCCACGGCUGCUGGAAACUACGUGGAAGGGGCUUCGUUUUUCGGGUACGCUGCCGGCACCGCGAGAGGCAUUGCUCCCCGCGCGCAUGUGGCCAUGUAUAAGGUUCUCUGGGAUGAAGGGCGGUAUGCCUCCGACGUUCUUGCCGGUAUGGAUCAGGCCGUUGCCGACGGAGUUGAUGUGAUUUCCAUCUCCAUGGGAUUCGACGAUGUUCCACUCUACGAGGACCCCAUCGCCAUAGCUUCUUUCGGAGCCAUGGAGAAGGGCGUGGUAGUCUCGUCUUCAGCUGGGAAUGAGGCAACUAUUGGGAGCUUGCAUAAUGGGAUUCCGUGGGUGUUGACUGUUGCAGCUGGCUCGGUUGAUCGUUUCUUCGCCGGAGGUCUCACUUUGGGGAAUGGACAAAAGAUUUCCGGCUGGACGACUUUUCCGGCGCCGGCUCUUGCCCAAGAUUUGCCUCUUAUUUAUAGGAAGAAUAUAUCUUCUUGCAAUUCAACACAAGCUUUGUCAAUAGUUGGGUACGCCAUAGUCAUAUGCGAGAAUGGCAACGUUUUCAACCAAAUGGAUUUCAUCUCCAAGUCAAACGCCGCCGCUGCAAUCUACAUCUCCGACGACACCGAAAUAUUCGAGUUCAGCGACUUCCCCUACCCCGGCGUCGUCGUAGGCACCAAGUACGCCCAAACUCUGAUAGACUACGCCACCAAAGUCGGCGGCGGCGGGUUUGCAACCAUCAAUUUCCAGCAGACGUUGGUCGGAGCGAAGCCUGCUCCGGUGGUCGCGUCAUACACUUCACGGGGCCCCGCGCCGAGCUACCCGGGCGUGUUGAAGCCGGACUUGAUGGCGCCGGGAACUCUGGUGUUAGCAUCUUGGAUUCCAAAUACUAUAACAGCAUCUAUUUCGUCCAACAUUGGCUUGACAAGUGACUUCAUCCUGGCUUCGGGGACAUCCAUGGCGUGCCCUCACGCCUCCGGCGUGGCCGCGCUCCUCAAGGGCGCACACCCUGAGUGGAGCCCGGCAGCGGUCCGUUCGGCCAUGAUGACCACCGCGAACCCUAUGGACAACACGCAGGGAUACAUUCGGGACUCGUUCUUCGAUUAUGAGGUCGCCACUCCACUAGCGAUGGGCGCGGGGCAGGUGGACCCGAACCGUGCCGCGGACCCGGGCCUUAUUUACGACGCGACGCCGCAAGACUAUGUGAAUCUUCUCUGCUCCAUGAACUACACGCAGAAGCAGAUCAUGACCAUCACCAGAUCCUCCUAUGCUUGCACCCCGUCUUCCGACUUGAACUACCCAUCCUUCAUCACCUUGUAUCCCAACAGCACCACCAAGCUCGGUGUAGUUCAGGAGUUUAAACGGACGGUGACGAAUGUGGGAGGCGAGGCGACGUCGUAUAAGGUCAAAGUGAAUGCUCCGAGUGGGUCCGCGGUGACGGUGUCCCCGACUACGCUUCAAUUUGGGAACAGAUAUGAAAAGCAGAGUUAUUCAUUGAAGAUCGCAUAUACGGGAAACAUGACUUCUGGAGUAGUGUCGUUCGGUUCAUUAAGCUGGAUUGAAGAAAAUGGAGGCCACACUGUGAGAAGUCCCAUUGUGGUGGCUCCCAUGAUUCCGGUUUGGUGAUUCAUUGUUUCUUUACAUGCAUGCACAACUUCCUUAAAUUGUUGUCUUUGAUUCUCAAGAUUCAGGGGCCGGCCUUUCAACUACUUAGUAAUCAAUAAUUAAUGAUUGUAUCAAGUAUAA
Molecule: messenger RNA, 2486 nt
Organism: Salvia miltiorrhiza (redroot sage)
Lineage: Eukaryota; Viridiplantae; Streptophyta; Magnoliopsida; Lamiales; Lamiaceae
Product: subtilisin-like protease SBT3
Exons: 1
Coding region: 93-2366 (757 amino acids)
Biological process (GO): proteolysis
Molecular function (GO): serine-type endopeptidase activity
Source: RefSeq, a predicted model, not a curated record